This is a messenger RNA of Photinus pyralis (common eastern firefly), 973 nucleotides long. RefSeq lists its product as uncharacterized. The transcript is spliced from 3 exons. NCBI's taxonomy places the organism in Eukaryota, Metazoa, Arthropoda, Insecta, Coleoptera, Lampyridae. The record is from RefSeq and is a predicted model, not a curated record. The coding region runs from base 101 to 676 and encodes 191 amino acids.
UAUACCUAAUCAGUUGUUGAGCUGUACUCCACAUAAGAGGUGAAUUUGUCUUCAGUGUGUCUUUAAAUUUAGUAUGUUUUGAGAAUAUUGCGCUUCCGUAAUGGAUGAGCUACUUAACGUUGAUAAAGAACUCUUCAAUAAGUUUUUGAAUUUUCUGAAGUUGUACGAUCCAUUUCAAAUCGAUGCAAGAACCGCUUUCGACUUCUUCGGCUUUUAUGUUUCAAUAGAGAAGAUCAAAAUCGAAGGUUUUUCGAACGUUUUAACAGAUAUAUCCAUUAAUCCCGGUUUACCAAGAAGCACCUUAACUUUUGAAUUACGUUUACCAAAAAUAUCCGGCUAUAUCAAAUCGUACGCAAGUAAUGUACCUUUCAUUUACGGAAGGUGUAAUGGAAGGUUCCACUUGAAAAACAUGAAGCUUAAUGUUUUAGUUGUUUACAACUUGUUCGAGGGUCUAUUGCCCAUUUCAGUAACGACAUCCGUUAAAAUGGCACAGGUGAUAAUUACCGGAUUUAAUGGCAAUGAAGAAUUAAGUACGAGCCUAAGUAGAAAGAUAAGCGAGUUCUUGAAGAACGUCAUAAAUAGCUCACAGACGCACGAAAUCAUUGAAAGCUUUAUUAAUGGUGUUGUUACAGGAUUCAUGAAAGCAAAGGAUCCUAUACCUACGCUUAAUAUAUAACUAAAUGUAAUCUACUGCCUAGGUGUAAUGGUGUAACCAUAGCAUAUUGUCUCAAGAAACGUAAAAAAAAAACAUAUGGUUGCAUGGUUUUAACUUUUUUUAAAUAUGAUAUUAGUGUCUUUAUAUAAUUUUAUUCGCAUAAGAAAAUAACGCAUUUUUAUAUUAUAAGCUGUUGUCUGUCUGUUGUAUUUCUAAUGUUAAAAUUAAAACGCGCGAUGAUGAUGUUUUCGAUAAAAAGAAAUGGCAAAACAUAUCUUGCUUAUAGAAUAAACAUCCAAAUAAAAGAAGUUAUAAUGA